Messenger RNA from Bursaphelenchus okinawaensis, 4200 nucleotides. NCBI's taxonomy places the organism in Eukaryota, Metazoa, Nematoda, Chromadorea, Rhabditida, Aphelenchoididae. The record is from the annotation of a GenBank genome assembly.
AUGCCCUUAUCAGUGGCCGAUUGCUCAGUCGAGACUCUCGAAAUGCGACAAAGUUUGUUGGAGGGCUGUAUCCGUGCUGUAGUACAUCAUCCCGAUGUCGACAACUACAGUAACCGCUUCCGUCUUCUGGAGCACAUACGACAGGUGGGACCCUAAACGAGGUUAAUGGGGCCGAUUUCAGAUAAUUAAGUACGAUGAGGAGAGCUUCGAAAUGGUGGUCAAGAAGGAGGAGACAUCGGUAGGAGCUAGGUUAAUGUAAUUUAGGAGCUAUAUUAGUAUAACAUAGUUAUACGACAUGACAUUAAGACUUACAUGACAUAUAUAACACUACAAACACAAUUUAAGUAGCCGUACCAAAACUUGUUUAGAAUAAUGUGAUUGCAGAUAGAGUACUGCAUUGACGUCGAGAUUCAGACUUCUGGAGACAAAGUGAGAGAGUUCAUGUUACAGUUGGAAAGGUAAUAUCUUACUGUAACUAAGCAAUAAGGGUUACAUGAAUAAUAUAAGACGUAGCCUUUGCACUUCAGAUGCGAUGGAGGAUCGUGCGCAACUUCCAAUAAGACGAUACGAACCAAUGAGAAGUUAUCAAUGUAAGGUCUACAACUUUACUGUUCGUAUCUUAGACUACCUAUAUAAAGAACCUGGCCUACCCUCCGGCGCUGUAUGCAAUAUCAUCUUAACCUGCACUUUAAAUCGUAUUUUAGAACUCUUCGUCACGGUCAGAAGUCUAUAAUGAAGGUGGCUACAGUACCAUCAGAAGUACAGGCAAAAGAACACAGAAGUCACGUCUUCAGAAGGCUGUUCGAGAAGAAUACUGUAGUGGCUACGAUAAAGACCAAACAUAUGAAGAUCGACCAGGAGAACAGCUUCAAGUUGGCUUCUGAUGCCAUUCUCAAGUGCAAACUCAAGGUACUUUCACAUUUACUACGGUACAUUAUUAGUUUAUGUAACCGUGACAACAAAUGAUUACUGUACUUUUACAGAAAAACUAUGACUACGGUGACCGACUGGUACUGUCCGACCUGACCUGCUUGAUCUCCAUGUUGUCAAACAGCUUGACCUCAGAAGACUUAUUCGAGACUACAGUACUCGUACUGCGCUUAGUCUGCGACUUUUACAGUAUCGAGUGGAGUACCUGCGAAUUACUGUAAGUUUGAAAAAUUGAUACCGUACUUACUUGAAUGAGUACUGUAAAAUACAGUAAUUGUGCUCAAUUGUUACGAUUCAGGUUGGUAGACCGACUUCUGCAUAUCGAAUUGGACGACAAGGACAACAACAGUAGCCAGUACUGUAAUAACGCUUCUGAAGUGAUAGCAGAACGGCCUCAGAUACUUCAGAAUGUGGCAGCGAAUCUGAUUAACCGGGUUCAGAACUUCUUGGCUGAAACUUCAGAUUCCGCCUUCUUUUCGCUUCAGAUGGAUCUGAAUACGGUAUCGUCGGUGCUACAGUUCUUUAAGUAUGUAGCUACCACGUUUGCUUUUACCUUGGUAAAAGAUAAAGGUGACAAGACAAAUCUUUUUAAAAAUACCUUAUAGUAGUGUAUUACCAAAACUUUCAGACCGAUCACAAAAGCCCUGACCUACUUGGAUCAGCCCAAAGUAAGACAGUCUAUUGCUGCUCAGCUACAUACGAAGCUAAACAGCUCGCUUCACCUGAACGAUGUCAUGAAUGCGGCUCCAGACAUCACGGUACUAAUUCAGAUUAUCAACCGGUUGACUUUUAACCUCAGGAAGUUCAAGAUCGCCUACUCCAAGCUGUUCAACUUCUUCAACGUCGUGUAUACAGAUGUCAUCGACAAGCGAGUUGCCCGUACGGUAAGAUACCGUACCCAAUACAAAUUGUUUCAGAUAUUAUCUCAAGUCGACAAUCACCUGAAUCGCUCUCUGAAGACGUUAGAUUCGAGAGAUGAUCAACAACUGAAGGUAUUCACGAAGAGCACGAUGCAACUGUUCGCUACCCUCAGGCAACUUUCAAACUUUUUGAAAAACGAAAGGUAAAAUACAAUGACAUAGGUUAAUGUCACUUUCAGUGGCAACACAGUACUAGAAGACUUUGAGAAACACUUCUACACGUGCUGCAUCUUCUGGACUCACGGGUGGCGAGGUCUGUACCUCGGCUUCAUCAAGAAGGUAAAUAUUGAUCGUGUUAAUAUAAAUAAUCAAAUAUUACGCUAAACUCAAUAUACUCCUUUACUCUAGUGUGUGGAAGACUCGCGCAACCUGGAAGACGAGCUUCCUGUCAAUCCCUUCCAGAUAAACGACUAUGCCAGACACAAUGUUGACAUAGAGGAGAGCGCCGUCUUGUGCCUGGCCUUCUGUAAAGCCUUUUGUGACGAUGUCGUGAGUCUAGAGAUUCAAGAUGAUGGUAUCUCUCUACUGUGUUACCUACAGGCUAUUUCGGUAUUUCUUUUUCAAAAUUUGUAUAUUUUAUAUAAGAUUACUUUAACCUAACAUCAAACAUAUUAUAUGUUUUGCUUUAGAUUCUGGCAGACAGUGUGGUUAUAUACGGAACCAAGUUACAUCAACAAGCGUUAAGUCAACGACUGACCUACUUUGACGUGAGUACUCACCUAUGAUAAUACAAUCAGAUUUCAGCUGACAAAAGCCGCUAAUGGCAUCGAGCACGCUUGUGAUCAUCUGAUAUCAAACUUCGAACGCUUCCUCAACCUCAAGAAUUUGAUCGUACGACUGAACCCGGACGAGAAGACCCAGAUCAUCGGUAGCGUACAGAAGCUACUGAGGGUUACAGAGAAGCGGUGCAAAGACCUGUCAGGCGAUCUGAUCAAGAACAUGUGCAUUCACAAGUACGAGCCGUUACGACGACAGUGUGAACAGAUCACUUCUACUGAGAAGAAGAUAGUAAGUUCAUUUGGUUACAGUAAUUCCAAAACUACCGUAUUUUCCCCGAAAAAUCUUUAGAUGAAUAAUGUUAAAAAGAUAAAAUACAGACCUACAAUACCUCCACUAAACACAGUAUCCCUUUAAAAUGACUUCAGAUUCGCCACGGUGACCCUACAGAAAGCCUUCUGACUCUGGUGGAGCGGUUGUGUACUUGCCUUAAGGGGACACUGUUGCCGAGACUGUACUACGUGGCUGUGGAUCUGAUGUGGAAGGACGUGAUUGGCACGAUAGAAGAGUCUCUGAAGGACGGACAAACCAAUUCCUACUACGAUGUCAUAUACGUAAGUCAUCAUACAACAAGAAUAAAAUAUACUAAUCACCGUUACCACAAUAUAAAUACUAUUCAGAAAUCGUGCGAGGCUGUAGCCGAACUUCUGAGUGUGGAUUGGAAGCGAAACAGGACGGACUGCCUUAGGUCAACGUUGUUCAUGAACAAAACCUCCACAGUCGACCUCAUCCUACAGUACUGUGUCAAUCUCUGUGACAUCACCACCAACACACCCAUUAAAGGAAACGUUCCGUUCGUCACUGUGAAGCUAGGCUACAUCCAGACGACGAACCGCCACAUCCUGCUUCAAGUGGAGGUCGUGUCAGGGUCGAAUCUGCCAGUUCUGGACGGUCUCUCCAAGUCUUCGGACCCCUACCUUAGAGUAGAACUGUAUCCCCACUGUCUCUACAACGUCAAGGACUUCCCAGCUUACACCACGGCUACACGCUACAAGACCCUGAAUCCAGUUUGGAAUGAAUCUUGUCAAUUGUAGGUAUACUCAAUGUUUAUUCCAUGCUUUCAGUCUGAUCCGAGAAGACAUGUUCUUCCUGCACGGGUCCUCGUUGUGUAUAUCCAUGUUGGACCAAGAUGUAUUCAGCCACAACGACCUUGGAGGUCAGGCCUUCUACCCGUUGGCCGCCAUCCCUCGCGUUCAGCCUUCAGACCCUCUCAAACAGUACCAGGUACCAUUGGUACUGCCUUUAAAACAACAAUUCAACUCUCAGUUCGAGGUAACAAUCAUAUCUAUAUCAUUCCAAAGUCAUCAUAUAUCAUAUUACAAUGUACUCUUGUAAAAUUACAUACGGUGACUGAUCACUACGGUAUAAAAGUACUAGGUAUACUGUACCUUUCCAGAUCCUAAAACAACGUCAUCGUCGCGACAAGAUGGCCAAGGAGUUCGUGGACUACGAGAUGUACAUCAGUAGCUACCGUAUGCUUCCCACGAGUGCUGUAGACGAGAAAGAGUUCUCACUGACCAAGUGGAUUCAGAAGCGGAAAAGAAUCCGAAACAUGAUGAAAGGCUUUAUUUGA